Cokeromyces recurvatus is the source of this 759-nucleotide messenger RNA. RefSeq lists its product as uncharacterized. Bases 102 to 665 code for a protein of 187 amino acids. Lineage: Eukaryota; Fungi; Mucoromycota; Mucoromycetes; Mucorales; Mucoraceae. The record is from RefSeq and is a predicted model, not a curated record. The transcript is spliced from 7 exons.
UCCGUGCCUUUUCGCGAGAUGUUAAUGAUGGGCUGACUUUAGCAAUACAUUUUUUUUUCCGGAGUCAAUUUUUGUCGUCUCUCCUUUUUUCAAAGAGAAUCAUGACAACCAUCACGAACCAACAUUUAAUAAAAAAUUCCUUGUCCGAGGUACCACUUUGGAUUAAAAUAUGGGUAUCUUUAAGCUCUUUAAUUGUAACAUGGGAUUUCGGAUAUUGUUUACUAAGACCUCAUAGCAUGGAAGGUGGAUCGUUGAACUUUCUUUGGAAACCUUAUAAUCUUUAUGGACAGAUUGAUCAUUUCUAUGGAUUGCCUGCUUUUAAUUCUCAUGAUGGUUUCACAGGCGCUCAAGCUGUAAUGAAUGCUAUUGAAACAUUUUUAAAUUUUCUAUAUCUUUGGCUAUUGCGAAAAAAUGUGAAUGUAGGCCAGGCAAAUUUAAUAGGCUUCUCUGCUGCUCUAAUGACACUUUCAAAAACGAUAUUAUAUUGGCUUGUAGAACCAUUUUCUGGAUAUCAACAUAUUGGCCAUAAUACGAUGAAAGAUCUUAUAUUUUUAUGGAUUAUUCCUAAUGGGUUUUGGAUUAUUGUACCUAGCUUAGUUGUAUACACAUUAGGCAAAGAUAUAAUGUAUCGUUUAAACAAUUCACAGAAUUUGAAACAACAAUAAUAAAAAGUGUCCGUCAUCCAUUUUAGGAAAAUUAAAUAAUGUCCUUUUCCCCGUGCCUAUAAAAGUUAAAAUUUGAGUUUGAAAACCUUAUUUG